UUGUUAUUUGACAUAAGUUCAUAUAUUUGCUGUGAAAAAUGAUAAUAACCCCCGAACCCAAAAUUUAAAUGAGUUUGAGCCAGCACUUUGGCAGAAGGGUGAUCGCCGUGCGACACCUGUGCCCUCAACUGGGUGCACUUCGUCACAGGUUCGCGGAAUGCGGGGGUGAGCAGAGAUCGCUGGAGUCGGGGCACUCCUCGGGCACUAUGGCAGAUGUGGCGAUGAAAAUCAGAGAGCACGUCGGCGUGGAAGGGGGCUACCACGUCAUCCCAAAGAGCCGGGAAGGGCUGCUCAAGUUUCAGCCGAAGCAAGACGAACUGCCCAAUCGCUCCAUGGUGGACUCAUAUACGACCGCCAAGGUGCUCCUGGAAACAGACGCUCUGAUGAGGCAACGAUUCGUUUACGGAAAAGGGUGGUUGCGCAUGGGCAGGAUAAUGGAGGAGCUCGACCUACUUGCCGUGUGGAUCUGCCAUCUUCACAUCCAUCUGCCCAAUCUACCGGAGGGUGUGCCGCUGCCAUACACUUUUGUCACCCUGCUGGUGGACCACGCCCACUUCUUGCAGGAAGAGUUUAUAGCGGACGCAGACGUUUGCCUUUCGGGUCACGUUUCAUGGACCGACAACAGCUCCAUGGAGGUCACGGCAUAUGUGCGGCAAAACGGAAUGUUGCUGGCAAAGGGCAUUUUUGUGGUAGAGGCUCGCAAUGCCGUCAAUAAUGGCCCGGCUCCCGUGAAUCCUCUGGUGCCGGCCACUAAACUGGAGGAAAGUAUCUACCAAGCAGCGCAGAAGCGCAGAGCCAAUGCGACGGCUCGACUUCAGUCGCAGCAACCCACCAAGGAGGAACAGCAGCUUAUGUACGAGCUGUUUACCCGAACCAAGGGCGCUGACGGACAUUCACCGAGUGAUAUGAGUACUCUUCCACCGAACUCCCGCUGGAUGUCCAAGUGGCGCCGCAGAACCCUAAUGCAUCCGUUUCCGGAGAACCGAAACGAAGCGAACACCAUCUUUGGCGGGUUCAUCAUCCGCAGGGCCAUCGAGAUAAGCUUCAUGACGGUCUCCCUCUACACCAACCAGCGUUGCAUGAUCCGGUCCAUUGCGGACGUUACGUUUACCCAUUCCAUUCCCGUCCACAGCUACAUUAAACUGAAGGCUUACGUGGUUUUCACCCACGAAAAUUUCAUUCAGCUGUUGACGGUGGUGAAUGCGAGCAGUGCCACUAGCUUUGAGGAGCUUAAGUGCAAUGUGCUGCACCUGACCUACUCCUGCAAAGAUGUAGUUCCGGAGAUCCUGCCCAGAAGCUAUCACGAGGCGCUGUAUUACCUAACAGGUCGUCGCUACUUCAACCGCUUCCGCGAUUCAGUAAGCCACGACGUGGUCAGUGGAUCGCCCCAAAAAAGCAGAGACAUUAAGUGAUUUUAUUGUUGGGCUUAAUAAAACAUAGGCUAUUUCAUCUAUUUUAUAUAGACAUUUUAUCA
Drosophila teissieri is the source of this 1474-nucleotide messenger RNA. Its product is annotated as acyl-coenzyme A thioesterase 9, mitochondrial. NCBI's taxonomy places the organism in Eukaryota, Metazoa, Arthropoda, Insecta, Diptera, Drosophilidae. Gene Ontology annotation, biological process: acyl-CoA metabolic process. Gene Ontology annotation, molecular function: fatty acyl-CoA hydrolase activity. Gene Ontology annotation, cellular component: mitochondrion. The transcript has 3 exons. The record is from RefSeq and is a predicted model, not a curated record. The coding region runs from base 69 to 1412 and encodes 447 amino acids.